Molecule: messenger RNA, 2595 nt
Organism: [Candida] anglica
Lineage: Eukaryota; Fungi; Ascomycota; Pichiomycetes; Serinales; Debaryomycetaceae
Source: the annotation of a GenBank genome assembly
AUGUUCAUUUUCAAUUAUAUACCUUGGUUUAUCUUCUUGACCAUCAAAUAUGUUCUUGCAGACAAUUCAAGUGAAUAUCCCACUGUAACAAGUCAGAUAACUGAACUCAUCACAGUUACUGCAUGUGGUGGUGAUAUUCCAGUUACAACAGCUCCAACUGCAACCCUGACCGCAGCUGGUGGAAUCUUCAAGAGAGGAAAACCAAGAACAGCAGCUAUCUUCAAGAGGGGUGCAACCGCUUCAACCAUCAUCCAAACUGUGACGAGCUUUACCACCAUCUGCCCUACCGUUACCAGUACAACCACGAAAGUAGUCACAAUCACUACCUGUGGUGGCGAUAUUCCGGCUACAACUGCACCAACUACAACCCUGACUGCUGUGGGUGGAAUCUUCAAGAGAGGAAAACCAAGAACACCCGCUAUCUUCAAGAGGGGUGCAACCGCAUCAACCGUCAUCCAAACUGUUACGAGCUUUACCACCAUCUGCCCUACUGUUACCAGUACAACCACGAAAGUAGUCACAAUCACUACCUGUGGUGGCGAUAUUCCGGCUACAACUGCACCAACUACAACCCUGACUGCUGUGGGUGGAAUCUUCAAGAGAGGAAAACCAAGAACACCCGCUAUCUUCAAGAGGGGUGCAACCGCAUCAACCGUCAUCCAAACUGUUACGAGCUUUACCACCAUCUGCCCUACUGUUACCAGUACAACCACGAAAGUAGUCACAAUCACUACCUGUGGUGGCGAUAUUCCGGCUACAACUGCACCCAUUACAACCCUGACUGCAGGUGGUGGAAUCUUCAAAAGGGGUUUAACUGCAUCAACAGUGGUCCAGACUGUGACAAGUUUCACCACAUACUGCCCACCUAAUACAAGUCCAUCCUCAAUAAGCAGUAAUACUGGAGAUAUAUCAACCACUUCCGCUGUUCUGACCAGUACACUUUCCACUGAUUCUACUACCAGUUCCGUUCCAUCAACUGACAGCAGUGAAGUCUCAAGCGUUGAAUCUACAACCACUACUUCAGUUUCGACUAGCGAAGUCUCCACUGCUUCCACUACCAGUUCGGUUCCAUUUUCUUACAGCAGUGAAGUCUCAAGCAUUGAGUCUACAACAACUUCUUCAGUUUCGAGUAGCGAAGCGUCCACUGCUUCCAGUACUACUUCGGUUUCAUCUUCUUACAACAGUGACGUCUCAAGCAUCGAGUCUACAACCACUUCUUCAGUUUUGAGUAGCGAAGCGUCCACUGCUUCCAGUACUACUUCGGUUCCAUCUUCUUACAGCAGUGAAGUCUCAAGCGUUGAAUCUACAACCACUUCUUCAGUUUUGAGUAGCGAAGUGUACACUGCUUCCAGUACUACUUCUGUUACAUCUUCUUACAGCAGUGAAGUCUCAUCUACAACCACUUCUUCAGUUUUGAGUAGCGAAGUGUCCACUGCUUCCAGUACUACUUCGGUUCCAUCUUCUUACAACAGUGAAGUAUCAAGCAUCGAGUCUACAACCACUUCUUCAGUUUUGAGUAGCGAAGUGUCUACUGCUUCCAGUACUAGUUCGGUUUCAUCUCCCCACAGCAGUGAGGUCUCCAGCAUCGAGUCUACCACCACUUCUUCGGUUGUGUCCAAUGAACUGUCGACGGUCUCUACUACCGAUUAUGUUGCUUCGAUGACUUGGUCGUACUUUAGUAGUCAAAUGUCAACUGUUUAUACUACCAGUUCUGUUCCAUUUACCGAUAUCAGUCAAGGCUCAAGUGGGUCUACUACCACUCCCUCAGUAACUACCAGCGGCUAUCUUCACAUCACGAGUAACCAUGACUCUACCAAUGUACCUAAUACAAUGUCGUCGAUUUCCAGUAACCAAUUAUCCACUACAAAAUCAACUGGUUCUGUGACAGUUAGCAAACAAACUGAGGAGUCUCUUACCACUUAUCCAAGUAAUAUCAUAUCUACUCAAUCCACAAGAACCUCGAGUCAUACACGAAUUAACUCAACACCAGAUUCUUCUUUUGUAUCUGCAACCAGCAUUCCUACAUUUAAUUCACAUACCGUCCACACGAGCGUACCAAUCACCAAGGUAACUACAACAACUUGCAUCUCUGAAACAUGCAUCACUAGUGCAUAUGUAACGGGUAUAAAGAUUACAACGGUUGUAGAAAGUGAUAAUACCACUAUCUUCACCACCUAUUGUCCAAUCCCAAGUUCGGAAGUGACCUCAGAAGAAGUAGUACCUACCAAAUCUGAGGAUGAAUCCCUUCUUACAUCAUCUAAAGAAGAACACACAACUAUGACAAUUAUUCCUGGCUCCACUGUUUCUACUGAAGCAUCCACCACUACAAUGGUCACCUCAGUUAUUGUUUCACCUUUAUCUAUGGAGACAGGCACACCAAUCAAUCCAACAUUUGAAAUAAUUUCAACUGGUACUAGCGUAAUUACCCGAACCAUAAAACCAUCAUUAUCAAUAUCAUCAUCGUCAUCGUCAUUCAGUCAAUCUUUAUCAACUGGUUCUGUUCCGGAUAUUGUAUCAGAUAAUUCUGCAUCCAAUACCCUGACAAAGCCAACUUUCUUCAUAGUUUUUUUCCUUUCGUGCAUAUAUUUCCUUUAG